Molecule: messenger RNA, 2448 nt
Organism: Filobasidium floriforme
Lineage: Eukaryota; Fungi; Basidiomycota; Tremellomycetes; Filobasidiales; Filobasidiaceae
Exons: 2
Coding region: 133-2223 (696 amino acids)
Source: RefSeq, a predicted model, not a curated record
GACUUGAAACACGAAGAUAAGCGAGACACAGCCAAAAGGAUAGUACGCUAGCAAAACACACACACAGCACACACAGCACACGGCUCGCACAUUCGGCAUCCUCGUACACCUUGAAGGACAUCCUCCAUCACCAUGACAUCGACCACUAGUACCACCCCCAUCCCACCGACAUUGCUCUCCUCACCCUUUACGUCCGAAUACGCUCCCCGUCCCCUCCCUCUGGCAGCCAAGAAGCCGUACGCAGACCUCGGGUCUUCGUCGAUCCGUUCGGCUUACAACAUGAGCACCCUCACCGGACCUCCCAUGGCUUCGUCGUCGUCGUCGUCUCCUUCGUCGCCGGGGAUCAAGGUGGUGAACAGCAACUUGCGGACGCUGGGAAGCGGGAGAAACACCGGCUUCAGCGUGCAGAGGAGGACGAGCUCGUACGCAGGUCCUUCCUCGUUUUCGUCUGACGGCGCUCUGGCGGGUCCAUCAUCUUCAUCUCGUCCGGGAGUGUCCAGCUCGAGCAGGUCGUCGAGUUAUGGCCAGGACGGGCCGAGCAAGAGGAAAAUGUUCUACGCCGUCGCGGUGGGCCAUCAAAAGGGGAUCUACGAGACGUGGGCAGAGGCCGAAGAGCAGAUCAAGGGCCACCCCGCACCCCAAUGGAAGACGUUCAAGACCCGUCUCGCUGCCGAAUCGUACAUCAUCAGCUCGGCGCCGUUCGCCAUCACCGCUCCUCCCGACGCCGAUACGGGAGCCUACGACAUGCAGCUCGAGUAUCCUUCCUCUUCCUCGUCGCCGACUUCCCCCACGUACGAAGCGCCCUUGCACGAACGUCUGCAGAGAGAUUUUCCCUCGACCACUCCGAAAUCCGCACCGAGCCCCCCGUUGGCUGAAUUGCAACCUCCUCGACCGCAUUUCGCACGAGGAAACGGGUCGAGGAGUUCGAGCCCGAGUUCGCCGGUCAAGAGGAGCAGCCCGUUGAGGCAAGAGGUCACGGACGACGAGGCGGAACACUCGGAUUCGGUAGCGGCCUUGUCUUCCGAGGGGAGCGUUACGAGAAGGAACAAGAAGAGGACAUCGUUCAUGGCCCGACUCUCGAACGGAUUAUUGUCCCCACCGACGAGCCCCGAGGCGGCGGCCAAGGGGACCAAGACGUUCCGGGUCGAAGCUAUCGAACGACCCGUACUCGCUCCACCCAUCGUCUUGCCUCCUGCAGAUGUCUCUCGUCCGAACAGUCGAGCGUCGAGCAGGAACGGCCAUCGAUCGUCCUCCAGGCCGACUAGCAUUCGGUCACCCAGUACCGGUGACGUCGCAGCUGCAGCAGCCUACGAACAAAGGCCCGAAUCGAUCCGUAGCGUCUCGUCCUCGUCGAUCGUCUCGGGUAACGGGAACAGAGCGUCGUUUCGUCCACCUGCUACUCCUAGCAAGGGACUUUGGGGGGAUGUCACUCCCCCUCUGUCUCCACCGUUGUCACCUCCUCACGCCAAGUUUGCUCAUGGUAGUAGAGCCGCGUCCCCCUCGGGUUCGGAUGCCGAUUCCGAAGGGUUCAGCUCGCCAACUACCAAUGCUCCCAAGUUUUCCCGAUCCGCAUUAAAGAAACAAGGCGUCCUCCUCCCAGUCCCUGCGAACGCUAGCAGUCGACCGACAUCCCCAGCGCUCUCCCGAUCGCCUUCGUUCACGAGCCUCAAACGCAAGACGUCCAGCAACAGUCUGAAUUCGAUCGGGUCGUUUGGCUCAUUUGGUGCCCUGAGGGACAAGUUGGCAGCCGUACAGAUCGUCGAGGAACCGCAGGACGGAGAGAGGGAGAACGUUCCGCCUCCCCAAUCGGCUGCUGACCAAAACGACAAGGACAGAUUGCGUCCGGGUCUUGCUUCGCGUUCCGUCAGCAAGGAAUCGAUCGCUUCCAUCUCGUCCUUUGCGACCGCGCAAGAUUUUGUCAUGGUUCCUACAACCCCUCCCAAAAAACCCAUCCAGGACGGUAGUGGAAUUGGCGAAAAUCAGCUAGCCGACCCAGAACGACUCUCGCCCAUCCACUCGAACGCCUCUGGCAGCGAAGAUCAUCACGGCAGUUCCCGCUCGGACGCCACGCACACGCAGUCCGAGGCCUGUCCGGGGAAGUAUGGUACCGACCGCAAGUUAGGGAAGAAGCGGAGCUUCAAGCGGCUCCUGAAAGCGCUUGGGUUCUCGAAGAUGGACGAGACCAAAGACAAGGCCGAUUGGGAGAGGAGGUUGAGCGCUUGAUCUCUCCCUUGCGCGCUGAUGGAUGGAUUUCUCAAGAACGUUUAUAUAUCAUAGAAUAUCUGUUUCGGACGAACAAUCUCAUCAUCCUUAGAUCACGCUUUUUUGACGUACUCGCGCCCGUUGUAUCUGAUUUUUGAAUGGCUUCCCGCGUUUUCUACGCUACGACAAGAUUUAUCUCUAUCUCAUGUGACGACACACCGCCUCGUCUCUGCUGCAUCUGCUUGU